UUAGAUUCUACAACCAAAGCUUCAAGCAAAAAAAAAAAAAACACCUGUUCCCUCUCCUCUCCAGCUUUAGCAUCAUCUUCUCUUCUCCUGUGUAUUUGGUUGCCUAAAAUGACAGGGAAAAGGACCCAGAUCAGCCCAAUUGGAAGCCCCUUGUCUGAGAACAUCUCAGAAAGCUCUUCCAAAUUAGAGCAGGACCGAUUCCUCCCCAUCGCCAACGUAAGCCGGAUCAUGAAGAAAUCCCUCCCAGCAAAUGCAAAGAUAUCCAAAGAAGCCAAGGAAACUGUCCAAGAGUGUGUCUCUGAGUUCAUAAGCUUCAUCACAGGCGAAGCAUCCGACAAGUGUCAACGAGAGAAGAGGAAGACUAUAAACGGUGAUGAUCUUUUGUGGGCUAUGAGCACACUAGGGUUUGAGAAUUACGUUGGAUCCUUGAAGGUUUAUCUCAACAAGUAUAGAGAUACUGAGGGAGAGAAAAAUUCUAUGGCUAGACAAGAGGACCACUUAUCUCCCACUAACCAUGGUUCUCUUGGUACUCAUGAAACUAUCAAAGUCAAUGGUUCUCCUUCUCUAUCAACUGGGAUGGAUCUUCAGAGUUUUAACGCCGGACUCUACUCACUCGGCACGGAAGUAACAGCCAAGAGCUAUGGACAAAACACAAGGUUCCUUGGUUAUCAAGAGAGUUCGAUGGUUGGUGAUUUCAACAUGAAUAAGAUACGCGAUCAUGGAGACAGGAAUGGCAAUAUAGCUAUGGCUGGUCAGCUUCAUCACGGGGUUGGCUGGUAGAGAGAUGUUAUACACACACACACACACACACACAUAAUUAUGUAAGCUUAUUUCUUUCUUUGUUAAGUUAAUUAACUAUCUACAUCUACAUGUCCACAUAUAUAAAGUUAUUGCAGAUUCUCUUGUGCUCUUAAAAGUAUGAAGAUCGUAGAGCUUCGAAGAAUCUCCAUGAAAUCUUAUGUCUGUUCAUUCAAUACAUAAUUCAAUUACUACA
This is a messenger RNA of Populus nigra (black poplar), 994 nucleotides long. RefSeq names its product nuclear transcription factor Y subunit B-3-like. Gene Ontology annotation, cellular component: CCAAT-binding factor complex; nucleus. NCBI's taxonomy places the organism in Eukaryota, Viridiplantae, Streptophyta, Magnoliopsida, Malpighiales, Salicaceae. The coding region runs from base 109 to 780 and encodes 223 amino acids. The transcript has a single exon. Gene Ontology annotation, molecular function: RNA polymerase II cis-regulatory region sequence-specific DNA binding; protein heterodimerization activity; DNA-binding transcription activator activity, RNA polymerase II-specific. Gene Ontology annotation, biological process: regulation of transcription by RNA polymerase II. The record is from RefSeq and is a predicted model, not a curated record.